Vanrija pseudolonga is the source of this 2400-nucleotide messenger RNA. RefSeq names its product Protein priB. Gene Ontology annotation, molecular function: zinc ion binding; DNA-binding transcription factor activity, RNA polymerase II-specific; transcription cis-regulatory region binding. The record is from RefSeq and is a predicted model, not a curated record. The coding region runs from base 1 to 2355 and encodes 784 amino acids. Gene Ontology annotation, biological process: regulation of DNA-templated transcription. Lineage: Eukaryota; Fungi; Basidiomycota; Tremellomycetes; Trichosporonales; Trichosporonaceae. The transcript has 19 exons. Gene Ontology annotation, cellular component: nucleus.
AUGGACCCCCACCCGCAGCAAUGUACAUUGUCCCAUAGCAGCACCAUCAUGGCAGGAGGACGGGCCCGCCGCUCGGCCUCAGGCGAAGCCUCGGUGCCCGACGAGCCGGAGUCGAACAAGCGCGCGUGCGACUUUUGCCAUCAGAUGAAGAUCAAGUGUGUGGGCAAGGACAACCCGCCAUGUAAGCGCUGUCGCAGCCUCGGCGAAGAAUGUACCUUUGAUCGUCGGCGCGCGGCCGUGCCCACGCGCACAGACAAGGAACGGCUGCUGGCGCUCGAGAACCAGAUGGGCUCGUUCGGCGCCGCACUGCAGGGCCUCACGGCGCUCAUUGCAGAGAACACCGCCCAGCUCAAGGUCAUGUCGGCGGGACAGACGCCAUCCAUCGUCUCCAACCCGUCCACGCUGGCACAGUGGGUGCAGGCAGUUCCGCCAGUCGCUGCUGCACCGUCACCCGAGGUAACCUCCGCCCCAUCAAUGUUCCCUCCACGCGGUAUCCCGCCAGUCAGCUUCUCGAUAUACGCCAACCCCCAAGCCCAGGUCUCGGCCCUACGCGCCGUGCACGGCGGGUCGAGCGAGACGUGGUCCGGACGGGCGAGCAACACUGGGGACGAGGACGACGACGGGGAAGAAGGGGAAGAGUACGCCGAGGUCGACGCGCAAGUGCACGACAUCACGCCCUCGGACGACGAGGACGGCGAGAUUGGCGGCCGCCGCCCGCUGGCGACUGCACUCGGCCCUUUCCUCCAGAGCGAGGAAACGGCCCGGCUGCGCAGCGACGGCGUGAAUGUCGGCGGCGCUGCGAAACGGCCUCAUGAUGGAGUCGAUGGUGGCGACAGACAGUCCCGCCGAGCAAGGGUAGACUCGUGUACCUGCACUGCGAACCACAGCAUUGGCGCCGAGCCUGCUGAUGACGACCCCGUCACCCUCGGGCUGGUCGGCGAAGAGGAGGGGAGAAGGCUGUUUGACCUGUUCCACGCUGGCGCAUCGGAUUAUGUGCCAAUAUUCGACCCGGCGACGGAUACGUUUGACGAAAUACGCCGCCGGAGCCCUCUUUGCCUCACCACCAUCAUGAUGAUCGGGCAGAUGUGUGCCGACGCCGAGGUUGGGGGCAAGAGCGAGCUCGGGGUGAAGCUCAAGCGCCAUGCCGAGAAGAUUGCCGCCUCGACACUUUUCUCGCCGAUCGCGAGCAUGAGCAUCGUGCAGGGCUUGAUUCUAUUAGCUACUUGGGGCGACACGGCGUGGAGACCUGUCAACCAUGCAAACGCCGUUGCCGUCGACAUGGGCCUGUAUCGCUGUCUCCCCAACCUCAUAGCAACAGGCAUGGGUGCCGGACGCACGCCGGACGAGCUGGAGGCCGACCGCCGCUGCGUCAUGGGAGCACGACUGUGGCUGGUGUUGACCCGGUUCAAGCUCGCGAUGAGCAUGAACCACGGACGGCCAGUCGUCAACCCCGACGAAGACGGGACGAUCUCCACCGCGCGCCGGCUGCUCGAGCACCCCCUCUCUAUCCCAACAGACAGCCGGUGCAUCGCCCUCGUCGAGCUCGUCCUCCAUCGCCAGAUGGGACUCCAGAUGCUCCUGACGCCAGAGUACGUCUCGCCGCCCGAGGUCGACGAGAUCGUGCACAAGGCCAACGAGGCGUUCGACGGCUGGGGCGACUUCUGGGCCGAUUACUACGCCUCGCGCGGGACUGGCGCGGACAACUUCCUCGUGACCGAGCUCUCCGUGAUGAAGUCGCACAGUAUUCUGCAGUUUCACUACCACGUCCUCCGCGGCGUCCAGACCAAGCUCGACGUCGACUGCCUCCCCCGCAGACGACGGCACUGGCUCGUGCGCAGCUUGCACGUCGCCGACGAGCUCGUGGCACACAUGGUGCAGCCGGAGGCCCUCGUGCGGCUGCGCUUCGCAGAUCACUAUGCCUUCGUCGGUCUGGCAUUUGCCGCAAAGUACCUCCUCCGCCUGGCGCGGAUCCUCCCCGAAAGGGUCGACCUGCGCGGCGUGGUACGUAACGUCACCACGCUGGCAGACCAGUUGAACAGAUUCCCCGGCUUCAGUUUCCACCGGCAGCUGCGGCAUGUUGCUGCGAGAACACGCGCACGCCACCGUCUCCCGGAGUCCGGCCUACCGAGCCCACAUGCGACGACGACCGAGCUGCCUGUACCUGCCCCGCUCGUGUUGUUCCCCGAGGCUGAAGCCCUGGGGACGGCAGCCGACGAGUUGGCCUUCGCGCAGUUUUCCGAGAAUCUGGAGGCGCUGAAUGGGAAUGAGAGCGAGUGGCUAGAUCUACUGGUGGACGGGCCAUUCACGCCGUUGUUGGCUCAAGAGUCGCCACCGCAGGCAGUCGGGGUAGCGUAAUGACUUGGAGAUGCGAGCGACGUGAGGUGAUGUAGGUACAUAGUC